AGAACAGGGCGUAUCUGCAGAGGGCGCAGAAAUCAUUAUGGCAUCCUGGAAACCUGGCACAGAGAAGCAGUACAGGCCACACAUCAGAAGGUGGGCCCAGUUUUGUCAUAGACGGGAUAUCGAUCCCGUUAAUCCCACUGCACCAGAAAUAAUAAACUUUUUAACGGAAACAUUCCACCGGAACGUGGGCUAUGACAGUAUCAACACAGCAAGAGGUGCUCUAUCUUCAUUGGGCAUUGUAGUCAAUGGCUGUAGGGCAGGGGUCCACCCUCUGGUGAUCCGCUUUAUGAGAGGGGUGUUCAAUUUGAGACCAACCAAACCCAGGUACACAGAAACUUGGGAUGUUAAGCCCGUUUUGCAGAAACUGAGAACGAUGUACCCACUGAAAAACCUGUCACUUAAAGAAGUCACAUUAAAACUCGUGAUGUUGAUGGCACUGACACAAGCUGCCAGAGUACAGACGUUACACUUGCUGGUAUUAAAUGGCAUUACUAUAGGAGAUGACUUCAUUUCUGUGCCUUUGGGGGGAAUUCUUAAGCAGGGUAGGCCUAGCUACAACAUUCGUAGAAUUAAGUUUCAGGCUUAUCCACAGGACGCCAGUUUAUGCGUGUGUGAAACUUUGAAAUGCUACAUUAAAGCCACACAAGAACACCGACAAAUCACUCAACUCAAUGACAUUAAAUUAUUCAUAAGUUUCAUCAAACCACAUAAAGCAGUGUCUAAAGACACUAUUGCACGUUGGCAGAACUAUGCUUAA
This is a messenger RNA of Eriocheir sinensis (Chinese mitten crab), 757 nucleotides long. RefSeq lists its product as uncharacterized. NCBI's taxonomy places the organism in Eukaryota, Metazoa, Arthropoda, Malacostraca, Decapoda, Varunidae. The coding region runs from base 38 to 757 and encodes 239 amino acids. The transcript has a single exon. The record is from RefSeq and is a predicted model, not a curated record.